CUUCAUGAUAUUUCGGGGUGAGUCAUUCGGCGACACAACUGGUCCGAUGGGACUCAACACACAGAGCGCAGUUUGUGCAGCGCCUUUAACGCACCUUUAGGAAUGAGGCAUAGACACUGCUUUAAAUUGAGAUACAUCCUGAAAAAUCAUCCUUGUUCAAGAGACCAAAGACAAAGACUAAUUUCACUAGGUGCGGUAAUACUUCCUUGAUAAACUCAGCUUUUCCCCUCAAAGACCACCCAAUACUAAUAAGCAAAACGCACCCUCAGGUAAUUGAGAACUAUCGUCAGAACACAACCGCAAUGUCGGAGAUCGGUCCUUCAAGCCCAAAUAUUGCCAUCUUCCUGGCCAAAGUCUCCGCUGAGCUCAAUAUCCCUCUUUCGCCACCCAAGGAUGUUACAGCUUUCGGCGAUAAUCCAGCCUUGAAAGACGAACUCCUGGAUCUUCUGCUUCAGGGCAAGAAGACAUCUACAACAACCUGGCCAAUCCCUGAAACACUUCAUUGGGGAGUUGGCGACCUGUCCGUUAUACUUGACGGCAAAGGAGAACCAAAGGCUAUCAUCAAGACAACAUCGGUUGAGAGAUGCAAGUUUCGGGAUGUGAGGGAGGAAUUUGCACUUGCGGAGGGAGAGGGGAAUUAUCAAGAAUGGAGAGACGGGCACAAAAGAUAUUUUGAGCGCAGCAAAGACUCGAAGGCUUUCAGUGAAGAUGCUGAGGUGCUCUGCGAGUGGUUUGAAGUUGUGUAUCCUCAGAUUACGAGGAAUAAGAGUCGAGCAAUCCCAUAUCGGGGAAGAAAAAAGUGAAAACCGCUUUGGCUUGGUUCACCACAUAUCAACGGAUAAGAGCUAGUAUGGCAAAAAGAAAAUUGCAUCAAAUGGGCUUCCCCAAGAGCAAUCGAUGUGUACGGAAGUGCUGCGAGGCAAAAGAGAAAUGUUCCGCGGCUUGUUGCCCCGAAAUUCAAAAAGAUUGGGCCCUAACCAGGAUUCGAACCUGGGACCUCUCCCAGACGCGUCGUGAAGACCCUAAGGGAGAAUCA
Molecule: messenger RNA, 1036 nt
Organism: Colletotrichum acutatum
Lineage: Eukaryota; Fungi; Ascomycota; Sordariomycetes; Glomerellales; Glomerellaceae
Product: PUA-like domain-containing protein
Exons: 1
Coding region: 303-803 (166 amino acids)
Source: RefSeq, a predicted model, not a curated record